UUCUGGUUUGGAGCUAGAGCACCCACAAGGGAGCAGGCCUGGAUUAUUAGCAGUAGCACGGGCCAUUCACAGGGCCAUCACAGGACGCCGGCUCCUCCGGGCGCUGCUUCCCUGCUCAGCCCCAUCGUCUUCCAGCCCAGAGGAGCCCGGGACGCGCCCCCGUCCCCGCGCCUGCGCACUGAGGACCGAACGCUCCCACAUCCCCGCGUCGCGGAAUUCGGGGCUGGGCAGCUGUCGGGUCCGGUGAGGACUGAGCGCGCUCCGGCCUCUGUGGACUCUGCUUCUUCAAUAAAUGAACCUUGAGGAAAACUGACCAUUUCUUGCAAUUCUAAAAUCAUGGCUCAUGAUUUGGUGAUGUUCAGAGAUGUGACUGUAGACUUUUCUCAGGAGGAGUGGGAAUGCCUGAACUCCUAUCAGAGGAAUUUAUACAGAGAUGUGAUUUUGGAGAAUUACAGCAACUUGUUGUCACUUGGAUGUUCCAUUUCUAAGCCAGACGUGAUUACCCUGUUGGAACAAGGGAAGGAUCCCUGGAUGAUUGUGAGGGAUGAGAAAAGAAGAUGGAGCCUAGAUUUGGAAUCCAAAUAUGACACUAAAAAGUUAUUUCAAGAAAAGGAUAUUUAUGAAAUAAAUUUAUCUCAGUGGGAAAUAAUGGAAAGAAUUAAAAGUCGUGGCCUUGAUUAUUCUAUUUUUGGAAAAGAUGGCGAAUAUAAAAAGUUUGAGGAACAAGAGGGUCCUCACAAAGUCAAUUUCAGGCAAGUGACAAAAAACACCCCUGAAAAAAUACCCACUUACAGAAAACUCACAUCUCUUGCUCUAUAUCAGAAAAGUCAUAAUAGAGAAAAGCCCUAUGAAUGUGGGGAAUGUGGGAAGGCUUUUAGAGUACGCCAACAACUUACUUUCCAUCAGAGAAUCCAUACCGGUGAGAAACCCUAUGAAUGCAAAGAAUGUGGAAAGGCCUUUAGACAAUGUGCCCACCUGAGUAGACAUCAGAGAAUUCAUACAUCUGACAAACUCUAUGAAUGUAAAAAGUGUGGGAAGAUCUUUACAUGUAGCUCAGACCUUCGAGUACAUCAGAGAAUUCAUAUUGGUGAGAAACCCUAUGAAUGUAAGGAAUGUGGGAAAGCCUUCAGAGUGCGGGGACAGCUUACUCUCCAUCAGCGCAUUCACACUGGUGAGAAACCCUAUGAGUGUAAGGAAUGUGGGAAGACCUUCAGACAGUAUGCACACCUUACUCGACACCAGAGACUUAACAUUGGUGAGAAGUGCUAUGAGUGUAAGGAAUGCGGUCAGGCUUUUCUGUGCAGUACCGGCCUUCGAAUCCACCACAAACUCCAUACAGGUGAAAAACCCUAUGAUUGCAAGGAGUGCGGAAAGGCCUUUAGGGUACGCCAACAACUUACACUACAUCAGAGGAUUCACACAGGUGAGAAGCCCUAUGAUUGUAAAGAGUGUGGGAAGWCCUUUAGUCGCGGCUAUCACCUGACUCUCCAUCAGAGAAUUCAUACAGGUGAGAAACCUUACGAAUGCAAGGAAUGUCAGAAGUUCUUUCGUCGUUACUCAGAACUUAUUUCACAUCAAGGUAUUCAUAUUGGAGAGAAACCUUAUGACUGUAAGGAAUGUGGGAAGGCCUUUAGGCUGUUCUCACAACUUACUCAACACCAGAGCAUUCAUUUUGGUGAGAAACCCUAUAAAUGUAAGGAAUGUGAGAAGACUUUCCGACUGCUCUCACAGCUUACUCAACAUCAGAGCAUUCACACUGGUGAGAAACCCUAUGACUGUAAGGAAUGUGGAAAGGCCUUUAGACUUCAUUCAUCACUUAUUCAACAUCAGAGAAUUCAUUCUGGUGAGAAACCCUACAAAUGUUCAGAAUGUAAGAARGCCUUCAGACAACAUUCACACCUCACUUACCAUCAGCGAAUUCAUAAUACCAUUCACACUGAUGAGAAACUCCUUGAAUGUAAGGAAUGUGGGAAAGAUUUUAGUUUUGUAUCGGUCCUUAUACGACAUCAGCGAAUUCACACUGGUGAAAAACCUUAUGAAUGUAAAGAGUGUGGCAAGGCCUUUGGUAGUGGUGCAAAUCUUGCAUAUCAUCAAAGAAUUCACACUGGUGAGAAGCCUUAUGAGUGUAAGGAAUGUGGAAAGGCCUUUGGUAGCGGCUCAAACCUUACUCACCACCAAAGAAUUCAUACUGGUGAGAAACCGUAUGAAUGUAAGGAGUGUGGGAAAGCCUUUAGUUUUGGAUCGGGCCUUAUUCGACAUCAAAUCAUUCACACUGGUGAAAAACCUUAUGAGUGUAAAGAAUGUGGGAAGUCCUUUAGUUUCGAAUCAGCCCUCACUCGACAUCACAGAAUUCACACAGGUGAGAAACCUUAUGAAUGUAAGGAUUGUGGGAAAGCCUUUGGCAGUGGAUCAAACCUUACUCAGCAUCAGAGAAUCCAUACUGGGGAGAAACCUUAUGAAUGUAAGGAUUGUGGGAAAGCCUUUGGCAGUGGAUCAAACCUUACUCAGCAUCAGAGAAUCCAUACUGGGGAGAAACCUUAUGAAUGUGAGAAACCAUACAUAUGUAAUGAGUGUGGGAAGGCCUUUAGUUUUGGAUCAGCCCUUACUCGACAUCAAAGAAUUCACACUGGUGAGAAACCUUAUGUAUGUAAGGAAUGUGGAAAGGCUUUUAAUAGUGGCUCAGAUCUCACUCAACACCAGAGAAUCCACACUGGUGAGAAACCCUAUGAGUGUAAAGAAUGUGAGAAAGCUUUUAGAAGUGGUUCAAAACUUAUUCAGCAUCAAAGAAUGCACACGGGGGAGAAGCCCUAUGAAUGUAAGGAAUGUGGCAAAGCCUUCAGUAGUGGUUCAGAUCUUACUCAACAUCAGCGAAUUCAUACUGGUGAGAAACCAUAUGAAUGUAAAGCAUGUGGGAAGGCUUUUGGUAGUGGCUCAAAACUUAUUCAACACCAGCUAAUUCAUACUGGGGAAAAACCCUAUGAAUGUAAAGAAUGUGGAAAGUCCUUUGGUAGUGGGUCAGCUCUUAAUAGACACCAAAGAAUACAUACUGGUGAGAAACCUUAUGCAUGUAAGGAAUGUGGGAAGGCUUUCCGUAGUGGCUCCAGCCUUUGUCAACACCAGAGAAUUCACACUGGNGAGAAACCCUAUGAAUGUAAGGAAUGUGGGAAAGCUUUUAUUUGUGGUUCACAGCUUUCCCAGCAUCAGAAAAUUCACAAUGGGGAAAAGCCAUAUGAAUGUAAGGAAUGUGGAAAGGCCUUUAUUCGGGGCUCACUACUUAUGCAACAUCAAAGGAUUCAUACUGGGGAAAAACCUUAUAAAUGUGAAGAAUGUGGGAAGGCCUUUAUCCGAGGUUCACAGCUUACUCAACACCAGAGAAUUCAUACUAAUGAAAAGCCCUAUGAAUGUAAGGAAUGUGGAAAGACCUUUAGUCAUGGCUCACAACUUACUCAACAUCAGCGAAUUCAUACUGGUGAGAAACCCUAUCAAUGCAAGGAAUGUGGAAARGCUUUUAAUCGUGGCUCACUCCUUACUCGACAUCAAAGGAUUCAUACAGGUGAAAAACCUUAUGAAUGUAAAGAGUGUGGAAAAAACUUUAGUCGUGGCUCAGAACUUACUCAACAUGAGAGAAUUCACACUGGUGAGAAACCCUAUGAAUGUAAGGAAUGUGGAAAAUCUUUUAUUCGUGGUUCACAACUUACUCAGCAUCAAAGAAUCCAUACUGGUGAAAAACCUUAUGAAUGUAAAGAAUGCAGAAUGGCCUUUACUCAGAGUUCACAUCUUUCACAACAUCAGAGACUUCAUACUGGUGAGAAACCCUAUGUAUGUAAUGAAUGUGGGAAAGCCUUUGCUCGUGGCUUACUGCUUAUACAACACCAGAGAAUUCACACUGGUGAGAAACCCUAUCAGUGUAAGGAAUGUGGGAAGGCCUUUAUUCGUGGUUCACAGCUUACUCAACAUCAGCGGAUUCACACUGGAGAAAAACCCUAUGAGUGCAAGGAAUGUGGGAAAGCCUUUAGUCAUGGCUCUCAACUUACUCUACAUCAAAGAAUCCAUACUGGUGAGAAGCCCUAUGAAUGCAAAGAAUGUAGGAAAGCCUUUACUCAGAGCUCACAUCUUUCUCGACAUCAGAGAAUUCAUACUGGUGAGAAACCCUAUCAAUGUAAAGAAUGUGGAAAGUCCUUUACUCGUGGUUCACAACUAACUCAACAUCAGAAAAUUCAUGUCAAUGAAAAAUCAUUUGAUUAUAAGGAGUGUGGAAUAGACUUUAGUCAUGAUUCACAAGUUUUUAUAUGAAUUAUUGUGUUCAUUAUUCUUUGUGGUCUCACACAUAGCAUUAUCUGGUUAUCUAUUACUAGUACAGAGUCUUAAAAAUGUGAAUUGGGGACAGAUUUGUCUCAURAAGUUCAGCAUUGAAAAAUUUAGAUGGGGCAAUGAAAAUGUUAAUGUGGUCUAUGUAGAAAAUAAACUUUUAUUAUUAGAACCCUAUUAAACAUUAGCAAAUUAAAAUAGAAAAUAAUUCUGUUAAURUAGUAAAUGUAGGAAAGUCUUUAACCAUAGAAAAUAUCUUUUUCAAUAUACUCUUG
Molecule: messenger RNA, 4583 nt
Organism: Urocitellus parryii (Arctic ground squirrel)
Lineage: Eukaryota; Metazoa; Chordata; Mammalia; Rodentia; Sciuridae
Source: RefSeq, a predicted model, not a curated record